CUGUUUAUACUGGUUGAUCAACACAUGCGUGUAUUAGCUCGCUACAUUAGCCGCAGAAACUGUUAUUUUAUUCCCGAUAUAGUUCACGUGUUUAUGGAGAAAGGAAUUAUUUUUCAGUCGAUAUUAACACUGCGUUGGUGUUCACGGACAUGGAGCUAAAGUGGGAUCAGGCUCCUGUCCCAGACCCCGCCCCCUUUUCCAAAGAUGUCUUUGACCAGUUCUCCCUGGCGCCCACCAUAAAAGAGCUCUGGGUGAUGUUACAAAGCCCUGAUGAAAAAUCUGAUGUGAAAGAAGACCCUAAGGCAAAUCCAGCUGCUUGCUCCUCACAAUCCAGUCAUGCUAAAAGUAACAAAAGCACGCCACAGACCAGCAUCAGACAAGGCCAAAGAACUUCAGACUGCAAAGAAGCUCUUCCUGCAUCUCCGAAUAAAUUCAUUAAGACUAUAGAAGAGGAACACUUCCUUAAACCAAAAGUGCCUUACCCCUGCUUCUCCUCUCUCAACCGCCAAGAGAGAGUGAUGUGUAUAUACACCAUUAAGAACAACAAGCAGGCCACGGCUCCACAGAUUUUAAUACAGAAGGUGAACGCUGAGGUGGCAGAGUUUAUGAAUUACCUGCAAGAUGUUUCUAAAGUGUGCGCCUGUGAUUAUAACUUCAUUCCCACGGGAGCUACGCGAUAUUCCGAGGAGUACUUUAGACAUUGCUUGGACCACAUGAGGAGCUACCCACAAGUGUACAGUAUUCAAGAAAUCACCAGUUUAACAGGCGGGAAAUUUGUCUCUGAUAUUUCCUUCAACUUUGAGAAACAGCUGCUUGCAAUGGGCACUGUGGAGAUAAUCGAAAAUCGAAUGUUGCCCGAAAACACGCAACUCGCGACGGAUUACGAGUCCAUUUCAGCCCUGAACCCUCCAGUUAAAAAAGCCACUCAUUUCCACACACCUAUCAGCAGUGACCCAAAUGCAGAGAAGCUCAGUGCUACAUAUGAGCCACAUGUGUGUCUAGCCAAAGAGGCUUUCCUCCAGCUGCUGAACAACAGUGCUGGGUUUACUGAACCAUGGGAACUUCCAGUCUGUGUGAAAGUCAACCCUGUAAAAGGUAGCACUCAGAGCAAAACGGUGUACAUCGACCCUCCUCUGCUGAAGACGGAGGUGACAUGGAGAGAGAGAAAUCACCUCUUUCAUGAGGAGAGUAUAAAACUGGAGUACAAGAAGACCGGUUCGAAGCCUGUGUUUUUCCUCACAUCAGAGGACUACUGCAGUAGAACUGGCUUUGUCACAGAGGAAGCAAGCAGCAGGCCAGUUGUUUCAUUUGACUCCACGGAUAUAGAUUUUGAGGUGGAUUUAACCGACCUGGAGUCAUUUGGAGAGUCUUGUCAACUGAAAAAGAAAGUAAAGGACAAUGAUACGAAAACCCAAGCACAUUCUAAACAUGAACCACUGGGAUUAACAAAACCUAACAUAGAAUUAGAUACAGACAAAACAUCGCACACAUUACCUAAUGAAGCUUCCCCACCUAAAGACAUUAUAUCAGCAGCUUCUACACCAGCAAAUGAAGAAGCAGCCAGGGUGAGUGUAGAGGACAGCUCAGUGGACGAGAGCGCUGAGACUACUCUGAAUUCUGUUUCUGAAGAAGACCGUUCAAGUUCGACUGUGGACGAGAUUCCAGCCAAGCGAAUGAGGCGUUCCUCAAUAGACACUGAUUCUGAUGAGGAACGUCUCAUUAUUGAUGAUCCACACUCCCUAAAGAAAGGAGUAGCGGACAAGACCCCGGUGAUGCCGGCAGAGAACAUCACUGACCCCGACACAUCCUCUGUGAGCGAUGUGAAUAUGCUUAUAAGUCCCAGCAGAUCUGCUAAAGGAGCUAAGAAAGGAGCCAAAAGACCCAGAGUGUCAGCGGAUUGCGACCAGCUAGGGCAGAUUUUGCGAAUGCAGAACGCCAUGCUGAAGUCCACGGCGACUAAAAACCAGGAGUCUCCAAAAGUACCAGCCGCAGACAGCAGUCAUCCACCAGAACCGAAACCCAAUGUCCACCCUGUGUCUCUGGUCAAAUCUAGCGUGUCCUCGUACCUGGACUUGGAAUACAGAGAAGGGCUGCAGAAUGAGGCUGCAGCUUCUGCCACCUCUCAGCCCACGGCACAAAGAAAAAGGCUGCUGAGAGAGGAGCUGCUGGUGAGUGCUGAGGAUGAGAAGGACUAUAAAGCUCCUGAGGAGGGCAGUGUACUGUAUAAACUCUACAGCCUGCUCGAUGUGCUGCUGAUGGUGCGUAGCACUGUGUCCAUUGCUCAUCCCAGACAUGACCAAGAAACAUUCAGGGCGGUUCCUGUGCAUGUGCUGCCCAAGCUGGAGUACCAGCUGUGUUACGGAGCCGAGAGUCUCACCUAUACCGAGGCGUGCAAGCUGUGGGCUGAGCAGCAGCUUCACUCCAGCACGGUAUCUUUCAUAGGUCGGAUUAAUGCACACACAUCAAAGGUAGUGCAGCUUCAAGAGCUCCAGCCCGGCUGGAUCCAGAACACCUCCUGUGAUUUCAAACCAGCUAAGAGUUUGAACACACUCCAUCACAUACUGAAAAAAGUCAUGAGCUUACAAGAGGGAAGAUACCUGUUGGGCCACAAAUCUGGUGAGGCUUUUUUGACCAUAUACAAAGCCACUGAUGGAAAGAAGCCCACUCGCAGUGUCUGUGACCUCCAGGCUGUCCAUUGUGGACCUCCUUUAAUCCCAGAUGCCAAAGUUCCCUGGGUUCCUGUGGAUCCCAACUAUCUUAUGCCAUAUCACAAGAAAUACUGUAGACCUCCAUGCACCUUCCCUCCACGUCAACCCACAAAGCCUAAGGUAGGAGUCCGCACCGGAGCAAAGGUGGGUAACAGCACAAAGGCUGCCUCUGCACAAGCGAGGCAAGGCACAAGCAAGGCAAGGACGGCCAGUCAAAAGCGGAAAAAAAAGAAUAAAAAAAAGAAACAACAGACAAAUAAAAACACAGAGGAAGGACAUGCAAACUGAAUAAAUAAUGAGGAGGAGGAAUAACAUCUGCUGCAUUGUUUUUCUAAUAUUUUUUUUUUUAAUUAUUUUUAUUACAAUCAUUCAACAGCUGGAUUUGAGUUAUGGUUAAAAAGUCACUCCAUGAUAACUAAUAAUAACAUCUGCAAAGCAAGGAAUAUGCAACCAGUGGAUAUUUCAUAACUCUGGAAUUUCUCAAAUGUCUUUUUUGUUUGUUGUGUAUUUUGUGCUGCAUCAUACUUACAUUUGGGUGUGUGGAAGUGCUUUCUAUAGAUUUUGUAUCACGAUCUAUGUCAGUUUUUCUUAAGAAAGUUUCUAAUAGUUGUUUUUUGUUCUUUAUUUUUUUACUUGUGAAAUAACAAUAAAUGAUAAAUAUUCCUUAAAAAUGGCUUAUUUUUUUGCACAUUGAUGUGUUGAUUUUUCCCCUCUGU
This is a messenger RNA of Hemibagrus wyckioides, 3424 nucleotides long. It is a transcript of the gene ice2, whose product is annotated as interactor of little elongator complex ELL subunit 2. The record is from RefSeq and is a predicted model, not a curated record. Lineage: Eukaryota; Metazoa; Chordata; Actinopteri; Siluriformes; Bagridae. Gene Ontology annotation, biological process: snRNA transcription by RNA polymerase III; positive regulation of transcription by RNA polymerase III; snRNA transcription by RNA polymerase II. Gene Ontology annotation, cellular component: transcription elongation factor complex.